Molecule: messenger RNA, 879 nt
Organism: Lizanozyma spartinae
Lineage: Eukaryota; Fungi; Ascomycota; Pichiomycetes; Serinales; Debaryomycetaceae
Gene: AYR1
Product: acylglycerone-phosphate reductase
Exons: 1
Coding region: 1-879 (292 amino acids)
Biological process (GO): phosphatidic acid biosynthetic process; triglyceride catabolic process
Cellular component (GO): lipid droplet; endoplasmic reticulum
Molecular function (GO): acylglycerone-phosphate reductase (NADP+) activity; triacylglycerol lipase activity
Source: RefSeq, a predicted model, not a curated record
AUGUCUGAUAGAAAGAAAAUAGUUCUUGUCACUGGAGCCAGUAGUGGUAUUGGUCAUGCCACAGCCAUUGAGUUUGCCCAAAAGGGGUUCAAGGUUUAUGCUGGUGCGCGUAGAUUAGAACCUAUGGAAGACUUGAAACAAUAUGGAGUAAUCCCAAUUCAAUUGGAUGUUACUUCGAACGAAUCUGUUCUCAAGCUCAAAGAAAUCAUUAAACACGACAAUGGAGGAUAUUUGGAUGUUCUUUAUAAUAAUGCGGGUCAAAGUUGUACUGUUCCAGCCUUAGAUAUUCCAGAUGAUUGGGCUCAAAGAUGUUACGAAGUUAAUGUGUUUGCUCCAAUGAGACUUGUGAGAGAAUUGGGUCCUUAUGUUAUUAAUGCUCAAGGUUGUAUUGGAUUCACUGGUAGUGUUAGUGGAGUUGUCCCCUUCCCGCUAAGUUCUGUUUAUUCAAGUUCCAAAGCGGCAAUCCAUGCUUAUGCUGCUGGACUUCGUAUUGAAAUGAAACCAUUCAAUGUGAAGAUUCUCAAUUUCGUUACCGGCGGAGUUAAAACCCAUAUUGCGGAUACGCGUUCGAUCCCGAAGGGGUCCAUCUAUGAUAUACCCGAAAUGGAAUUGCCCUUAAAGAACCGUCAAGAAAUGGCAAAGAAGAAUAAUCCUAUUAGUGCUGAAGCGUACGCUAAACAAGUAGUCAAUGACUUUAUUAAUGCUAAAAGUGUUGACGGUUCAUUGAACUAUUAUAGAGGUGCUAAGAGUUACCUUUUAGGAUGGUUGUUAUUCUGGUGUCCUAGGUUUAUAGUGGAGAAGAUCUUAAUCUCUAAGUUCAAGUUGGUACCUGUUUAUGAUUUUUUCCAGCACAAGUAUUCAAAAGAAAAGAUGGAAUAA